Messenger RNA from Hypoxylon fragiforme, 2018 nucleotides. Its product is annotated as MFS general substrate transporter. The coding region runs from base 160 to 1962 and encodes 600 amino acids. The record is from RefSeq and is a predicted model, not a curated record. Gene Ontology annotation, biological process: transmembrane transport. Lineage: Eukaryota; Fungi; Ascomycota; Sordariomycetes; Xylariales; Hypoxylaceae. Gene Ontology annotation, molecular function: transmembrane transporter activity. The transcript has 2 exons.
AUAUUUCGCAUAUGGAUACGUUCGAUUUCUGUCCAUCUAGAAUUUGUGCUCGGUGAUACAUCACCCGAAUAGCAUCGGGUCAUGAAUGAAUCUCGCAAAGCAAGUCAUCGAAGCACUCAUCUCGGUUGAACCUGUGAGCUCGGAAAUAGCAUCAAAAGAAUGGUUCACGCCGCAACUAUCACACCCGCAGCCUCGGCCGCUUCUCGCCCAGGUAGAACACCAGCGAGAUCAAGCUCCAUAGGUAGCUUUCGUGCAGGUUCCCCGUUACCUGCUCCGGUGAACCGUACCUUGCGGCGCCUAUCUACUCAGCAUCACUAUCAAACCUUCCCCACCCCGCCGCCGAGGACUGCAGGACGAAGGCCAGAUACCCGAAGGCCAGAUACGGGCUCCAGCUCUUCAGAUUCCCAGGCUCAUGAUCACCAUGGCGUCACGACGCCUUUACCUGUCAAGCAGCUCGCCCUCUUAGCUCUCUUAUCCUUAUCUGAGCAGACCGCACUUAACUCCAUAUCACCCUACCUACCGGAGAUGAUCGAGUCGUUUCCUGGUGUUGACCAUGACGAAGUCGGAUUAUACGUCGGCCUACUAGCUUCUUCUUUCGCAUUGGCUCAGCUACUAACAAACCUACUAUGGGGCUAUUUAUCAGACAUCAUUGGGCGAAAGCCCGUCAUGCUCUUAGGCACUUUGCUUUUAUGCUUUUGCUUCGCCGCAUUUGGAUUUUGUAGUAGAUAUAUUCAUGUUAUUCUCGUUCAUGUGGCUAUGGGUUUAUUCAACGGAAACGCUGCCGUCGUUCCUACUUGUCUCGGAGAGUUGACGGAUCGGAGUAAUCAGAGCAAGGCGUUCACCUGGCUACCCGUCGUAUACAGCCUGGGUAGUAUCACAGGGCCUGCACUUGGCGGAUUGUUAGUCGGCAGGUUUACGGAAGCUCGUUAUCCAUUCCUUGCCCCGAACAUACUAGGAGCUUCGCUUCUCGCGAUAAGCGUGGUCGUCUUAGCUAUCUGGUUUGAUGAAACGCUAGAAUAUCAAGGGGAUAUCCCUAGCUGGUCCGAUAGGCUCUCGUGGUUGUCUAGCAUAACGAAGCAAGCUGUAAAAAGAACGAAACAUUCAUGGUUUGGGAAGGGAGAUAGAGACGCAGAUGACGAGCAAGUGGAAACUGAUGAAGACGAAACGGGUGAGGAGAGUAAUCUUCUACCGUCCGAACAAGAUGCACAUGGUGAUGGUGACCCGAAGUCACCGCAUGACACGACGACUUGGCGCCAACUCCUGAAUCGAACCACAAUAGUCCUUUUAGCUACACAUCUCGUCUUUCAGUUAUCAAACAGCUCCUUUAACAGCUUAUAUCCCAUAUUUGCGUCAGGAAAGGAGCCCACCGGGCGAAACCUGCAUGCGGAUGUUAUUGGGGUAUCACUAUCGGUUGCCGGAGUGUUCACCAUCCUAUUUCAGUUAUUCUUAUUCAGGCCAUUAAAAGCCCAUCUAGGAAAUGUGAGAUCUUACCGGGGCUCUUUGCUUGGCUUUGCCGUUACCAUGGCGUUGAUGCCCUUCGUCGGUCAUGUGGGCUCCAACCCGCCGUUUGGCAUAGGCAACAGCAAGACAUGGCUCUAUCUGGAGAUUGGGGUGGUACUUAUCAUCAAGAAUAUCUGCGCUGUUGGGGGCCUAUCAAGCGUGAUGCUACUAAUUACCAAUUCGGCGCCGACGCACUCAAGCUUAGGUACCCUUAACGGAAUUGCGCAGACUCUUUCAGCCGCCGGGAGAAGCGUGGGGCCUUUCCUUUCUGGAGGACUCUACACUGCUUCUAAUUAUGUGCGACCUAAAGGUGAGGCUCUAGCUUGGGGCUUAUUUGCGGGAAUUGCCCUUGCUGGGUGGCUUGGAAGCUAUGCUAUCCAUGGCGAAGGCCUUGAAAGCACGGAUGACGGUUACGAAGAGGAAACCGUAGUCGACGAAGCCUCCGACAGCAACCCUGUGUAAUAUCUGAGUCCGAUAACCGAAUAGGGAAGGCUUCUUCCCUGAUAUUUGCUUACGCG